AUGACAGCAAACUUAGGAUACCAGCUUCUUCUAGCAGCUAAUGCCAUACCGACAAUAUCAUUUGUUUCUGCUUUCCGAAAUUUCCACACUUCCAAGCGCCGUCUUAACAUCAGAGGCCGAGGCAAUUUCGACAACCGGCACACUCUUGCAGCAGCUGGUACUCCUCCAGAAGCAUCAUUCGUAGAUCCCUUCAACGUUUUUCCCCCAAAAGGAGAAACGCGCAGCGGCACAGGGCGCACAAAAAUAUACGGCACAACAGAUACUCAGAACCAAACCCAGCAAAUAACAGUCUCAUACGUAACCUGCCUCGCCAGCGCCACAACUGCUGAUUUUUUGGCAAUACCGUUGCCUCUCAUAGACAACGAUACGACUACAGUGCUGAAAACGCCUACUGCUUCAUACACUCUGGCCACUCCACAGCUCCACAGCACACUAAGCCGUGAAAGCGGCACCAUAACUUUCUGUGCGAGGAGCAUUUCGUGCAAAAAGCUCAAGUCCCCUGUGCAGUGGAGGUGGCCCCAGCCCCUGGGGCCCCACUUGACUGACCCCUGCUUCACCUCUUUGAAUUUGCUGCAAUAUGUCUUCCUACAGGACAAAGGCACUAGGCUCUUGCAAACAGUGAAGGCCGUCUUCAGGCGCCUUUAG
This is a messenger RNA of Eimeria tenella, 645 nucleotides long. RefSeq lists its product as uncharacterized. Lineage: Eukaryota; Apicomplexa; Conoidasida; Eucoccidiorida; Eimeriidae. The transcript has 2 exons. The coding region runs from base 1 to 645 and encodes 214 amino acids. The record is from RefSeq and is a predicted model, not a curated record.